AGCAGCAGAGAUAGCGUGAUGUGGUGGGAGAAUGUACUGCCACCAAGCCUGAAACUGCCUUUCAGAAAGCAACAACAUAAUUGACAGCACUGCAUCCUGUUCAUCAUUCUCCUCCCACACUGCUCUCACCCUUCUACCCCUCACACAGACAAGGCGGUGCGCUGAAGGACGGACACAAAGAGAGGAAAAUGGAAGUAAAAAAGAGACGAGCGGUACAUGGGGGGAGGGAAGAUGACACGCAAGGCUGAAUCAGAGGAAGAAAGCAGCAGCGCAGGAGCAAAAGCACUGGUGUGUAAUUUAGAAGAAAAGCUUAGCCCGACAGAGAUGUACAGCUUGGGCAACAUCCAGGGAUUCACCUAAUUAAUCCAGUGUUGCUUUGAUAUUUGCAGUAUGGCGUAAGAGGACAGUGAAAGGAAUCGGGCUACCUGCCAGCAACAGACCUCCCCUCUACCUCUGGCCAGAGGUGGCGGUGGCAGCAACAGCAGCAACAUUAGCAUCAAGCCUCUGGAGACAAUGCACCAAAAACAGAGACCGCAACACCGACACAUGAUCUGCUGAUGCAGACACGUUGCUUUUUCAUGCAUGUGAUGGUUACUACAAGCUCCUGGAGGAGAUUUCAUUUCAUUUCCAAGUGACUAAUAUACUAAUGAACAACAUUGACAUUACUUUCUAAUGAAGGAGGAGGCUACUUUGUCACAUGGCAAUGUGAAUACAUGAGGAUCUAAGCUGGAUGUGAUUGUGAUUUGACUGGGAGUGCAGAGCAAAGACCUAGAAGCUACCAAGUCUGCAACUGCUUUUCAUCAUAUGCAGCAAGAAAAGGCUUGGAUUAAAACGUACUAGCCCCCUUUUGACCGGACCAGAUGCCCGUAGGUACCUAGGUUAUUUUAAUUUGACACCCCUGAUCGAGGGCACCACUGGACAUCAACAAAUUGGUUUACCGAAAUGGGGUCAACGUCCUUUAAUUGACUCACCAGAUAGACUUCAGGUUUUCUCCAGGGAUCAAUACCUGGCCAAAUGCUGCUGAGGGGUGGCCUUCUGAGUUAAACAUCUAAGUGAAUCACAGCCAGCAGAACCAUGCAGUGGAGACGGCGCCACUGCUGUAAUCACACAGCCAUAUUCCUCUCACUGUUGGGUGUAUUGGUCUUUCUAGUUUACCAGGUGUGGCUGCCCAGGCGAACAGGUAUGCCAUUGUGGAGAGGCCAUCCUGUGGUGUAUGGAGUAGGUGGACUUCAAAACACCAAAGCCAAAGAGAACAUGAGCUCCCAACAUUCAAUGUGGAGAUUUGUUAUUGUUCCACAGCCAGCUACCAAGGCUCAUGUCAAUGCAAGUUCCCCUGAGAAGGAGGACUUCUCUCCUCAAGGAGACCCAGAUUUUGAGCACGCUCUGGCAGGCAACACAAGCCAAAGUGAAGAGAGAGAAAUUAAAAACAUAAGACAUGGGCCUUUCCAUUACAUCAUCAAUGAGCCAGACAAAUGUGUAAAAAUGAGCCCUGCACCAUUUCUGGUGUUGCUGAUAGCUACUGAAGCUCGGAAGGUGGAAGCAAGGAACGCCAUUCGUCAGACAUGGGGGAAUGAGAGUGUCGCUCCAGCUCUGGGAUUCAUCCGACUUUUCCUGCUAGGAAAAAGUGAGGGGGAGCUCGGACUUUUACAACAAAGGAUGCUCGAAGCAGAGAGCCAGAGGCACCAUGACAUAAUUCAGCAGGACUUUCUGGAUUCUUACAAAAACUUGACUAUUAAGACAUUGAUGGGAAUGAACUGGGUGGCAAUGCACUGCCCACAAGCCAGCUAUGUCAUGAAGACAGACAGUGACAUGUUCGUCAACACAGAGUACCUCAUUUAUAAACUUCUCAGACCAGAUCUGAAUCCCAAAAAGCACUACUUCACAGGAAAUAACAUGAGAGGCUUUGCGCCCAACCGAAAUAAAAACAGCAAAUGGUACAUGCCCCCAGAGCUUUACCCAAAUGAAAAGUAUCCCACCUUCUGUUCUGGGACUGGUUAUGUCUUCUCUGGAGACUUGGCGAUUAAGAUCUAUGAGACAUCUCUAUGCAUUCGCCACCUGCAUCUCGAGGAUGUUUAUGUGGGAAUUUGCCUGGCCAAGCUUGGCAUUGAGCCCACACCACCACCCAAUGAGUUCCUAUUUAACCACUGGCGAGUGUCUUACUCAAGCUGCAAGUAUAGCCACCUGAUAACAUCGCAUGGGUUUCACCCGAAUGAACUACUUAAAUAUUGGCAUCACUUGCAAAACAAUAAACACAAUGCCUGCAUCAAUUCAUUUAGAGAGAGAGCUGUCAAGACUCACUCAUGAAUGUCAGAAUGAAUGCAAAAGACAGGCUCAAAACUGAUACUUUUGUACUUACAAGCUCUGUACCAAUGGGAAAUUGUACAAUCUAUAUCAAUUUCCAGGUCAAAUGACUCUUAAGUAAUCAGUGGAUAUUUACUGGCUCCAGCUCAAAACAGUGGUGGAGACACCAGUUAUGAUCAUUGUAUUCUGCAAUGGUAGAACACAGUAUAAUUACUGUAAUGAAAUCACUGGUAACCUCUGUCUUAUUUCAGUCAAUGUUCACUAUGGAUGCACCGAAAUGAAAAUUGUUGGCCGAAACCAGGACCCGGAAAUCUGGAAACACUUGGCCGAAAACAGAAACACCGAAAUAAAUUAAGUCAAUUCUG
Solea senegalensis (Senegalese sole) is the source of this 2666-nucleotide messenger RNA. RefSeq names its product beta-1,3-galactosyltransferase 2. Bases 1075 to 2304 code for a protein of 409 amino acids. Gene Ontology annotation, cellular component: membrane. Lineage: Eukaryota; Metazoa; Chordata; Actinopteri; Pleuronectiformes; Soleidae. Gene Ontology annotation, molecular function: N-acetyl-beta-D-glucosaminide beta-(1,3)-galactosyltransferase activity. The transcript is spliced from 2 exons. The record is from RefSeq and is a predicted model, not a curated record.